This is a messenger RNA of Drosophila guanche, 3207 nucleotides long. RefSeq lists its product as uncharacterized. The record is from RefSeq and is a predicted model, not a curated record. NCBI's taxonomy places the organism in Eukaryota, Metazoa, Arthropoda, Insecta, Diptera, Drosophilidae. The coding region runs from base 243 to 2879 and encodes 878 amino acids. The transcript is spliced from 6 exons. Gene Ontology annotation, molecular function: protein binding.
ACAAUGUUCAACAAAUCAAUGAAAGCCAUAACGUGCAAAAUUUCGCCCAAGUCUUAGCAACUUUGAAGCAUGUCGCGGUGCAGUGCAUACGAAUUGAUAGCCAGUACCUCGCCAGGAUUACCGCAGCAUAUACCACAAGAGGCGAAAAUCAUGGCCCAUUGAAUGAAUGACAGUGUGAGACCGUAAGACGCGAGAAGACGUGAAGACCAAAAAAAGCAAAGCCCAAUCAAAGGAAGCAAGUGAUGGCCUCUUCCUCUUCAUCUGCGCGUGUGAACAACAAAGCUACAUCUUCUGCUCCUCCUGCUGCCGCUGCUGCUUCUUUUUCUUCUGCUCCAGUUCCGUCGCUGGGUGAUUUAAUUGGUCACCAGCUGCGACAACUCAAGCUGGAGGAGCUCCACUAUACAGAUGAACUGCAAUUCAUUCAGAUUUUAACGCCAGUGAAACGGCAAAAACUCAAUCGGGAGGCUGAUGGGGAUGUACAGAAGGAUGGUUGCAAUGGUGGCGGAGACACUGUGGUCGCAUUGGCGCCACUUUCUAGGCCGGAGUAUGGCGGGGAAGAAGAUGACGAUCUAAUUGGGGCGGUGGGUGGUUUCAGUGUUUCAUCCCCAACAUCAACACCAGCAACGACAACGACGAAGGAACCGCUGUUGGAUUUUAGAACGCAUGUACUCAAAUGGUUUCAAAAUCUACGCCACCAAACGGGCCACUUCAAGUCCGAGGAGGAGUCGCGUCGACUGCGCGAGGCCGGGAAUGAUUCAUACCGCAAGGAGAAGCAUCCGCUCAAGGCCAGCGAUCUGUUCACAGAGGCCAUCUUCCUAGCCCCGGCAAGGAACACGCUGGCCGCUGCCCUGGCCCAUGCCAAUCGCUCACUGGUUCUGUACGAUUGUGGUCUGUAUGCUGAAUCCUAUGAUGACUGUCUGUGUUCUCUGGAUUUGGGCUUUCCGGAGGAGUAUUUGCCAUUGAUAAAGCUCCGACAAGCCGCCUGUGCCUUAAAACUACGCAAUUUUACGCUCUGCGAGGAGCAUCUCCACGAGCUCCUGCACAUUGAACUGAACCAGGUCUUCGAGACGCGCACCCACGAGCUCUGGCACCAGUGCGAGGUGCUCAAGGUGGAGCGUUUCGAGAUGGCUGUGCAAACGGGCGAUGAUCUGGAAACCAACGACAUGAAAGCCUUUGAAAUUGCCUGGUUGGACAACUCCUCGUCGCUGCAUAGCACCCGUGCUCUGGCCAGGAAUUCCCUCAUCUUCGAGUCUGAGGCGGUAGCCAUGGUGCCGAGUGGCAAUUGUCGGGUGUGUGAUUGUUGUGGCAUCACUCAGUUCAUUCCUUUUCCUUGCAUUUACUGCUCCAACCGCCUGGUUGUCUACUGCUCUCGCCAGUGUCGCUUCAAGCACGCUGCCAUUCAUGCCGUGGAGUGUUUUGGGCACCAAAUAGAACUGUUCGAGUCCUUUGGAGAGGUGUUUGGCAUGCCGCGUUUGCUGCAGUUGGCAUUGCGACUGCUGAUUACGGGACUGCCAGAGAUGCUGGCGCACUGCCGCAAAAAGCCGACCCUCAGCAAGCUAUGGUCAUGCAUCAAUGGCGCCUUGUUGGAGCGACAGGAUAUUGGCUACAGCUCUGUGCUGCGACUGGAGAGGCUUGAAGAAGAGCACUCCUCGGAGACUCUGAUUUCCCUGGCACUGGCAGCGCACAUUCUGGCCAUUUACCUGAGCAAAUGCACGACGUUCUUCGAUCAGCUGGAGAAGAGCCUGCCCUCCGCCUCCCGCAUGUCGAGUGCCGAGUGGGAGCUGCUGUGUGCGGCGCUUUUGAUGCGCCACAUCAGUCAGCUUCGCCAUCGUUCGCUAACACACUGCCGCUCCUUUGUGCUGCCCACGGAUCCUCAUGUGUUCUCGCCCCUCAAUGAGUUCCAGCUGUGGGCAGCGCCCAUGCGGCUGCAGGAGGGCCAUCUGCAUCUGCUGGCCGGCGAGGUGGCGGUCGUGGCCUAUGCCGUCUAUCCAGAGACACUGAGUCUCUGUCGCCACAGUUGUUCCUCCACCAUCUGCAGCAAGUUCUCGGGGCGAAAGCUGACUGCAUUGGCACUGCUGGACCUGCCGGCGGGAUCGGGCAUAUAUAAUUGUUUUGCCAGCGGCAAUUACCAGCAGUUGCGUCAGGGAGAACGCAGCAAAGAGCUGGAAGAACACGGCAUCAAGUGCUACUGCAGUGCCUGCCAGCUGUCCCAUACGGAUGAUCAGUUCUACAAGUUCCAUCGCUAUCGUUGUGAUAAUCCCAAAUGCAUGGAGAUCUUCACGCCCCAUGCCCUUCCCCAUGCACCGAACCUACGCUGGUGGCUGUCCGAGGAGUACACCCAGCCGGAAUACAACGGCGCCGAGCUGAUUGUGUGUCCGCACUGUGACCAGGCGCAGAAACUGGAGUGGUUCUGGUCCUUCAAUACAUCCCUCAUUGACUGCGAGCUGAUCGAGGAGCGCUGCAAGCUGUAUGCCGCUAUUGAGCGUGCCGAGAGCCAGCUGAUGGAGUUGCACGAGUGCAAGGUGGCACUGGCCCGGCUUCUGCUAGAGCAGUGCCUGAUGGUGCAUCGUGAGGGGGCCACCGUCCUGGAUGACUGGGAGUUCAAUAAGCUGGGAUCCAUUAUGCGCGCCGUGCUGCCUGCUGUGGUGGCCCAAUACGGCGGGCAGUCGAUCGAGUAUGUGCAAUACUUUGCCUACUUCUGGGAUGUGAUGGCAUUGAGCAACUACAAGUGUAACGAUCGGGAAUUGAUGCAGAUGCUGAAUGCGCUGGAGUUCAUAGCCGAUGAAUUCAAGGAUAUAUUCAUCAACUACUACGAGGAUUAUAUUUCGCCCAAAUAUGCUGAAAAGUCCUAUGGCAGUGUUGUAGAUACACAGGUCUAGAACACAACACAGAAAUUAAUAGAAAGAAAGAAGCAAAAAGAAAAACGAGAACCCAAAACCAUAACUUAACUUAAAACUAUUUUAUUCUGUAGAGCAAACCACAACAAGAAACACACAAAACCCGAAAACAAAUUCUAGGAAGGUACUACUGUUGAUCCAUAAAAUAUAGAUAUUAUUAUAUAUACUUUGUGCUAUUAUUCAAAAAAUGGUGCUGAGAUAUUAAAUUGUACGCAACGAAUGUAACAUUCAUUUAGGUGAUUAAGUAAAUGACAUACAAUUUUACGAAUCAAAAAACAGAAUAAAAGUGGAGAAAUCAUUUUUAGUAGAG